Molecule: messenger RNA, 1130 nt
Organism: Trichobilharzia regenti
Lineage: Eukaryota; Metazoa; Platyhelminthes; Trematoda; Strigeidida; Schistosomatidae
Source: the annotation of a GenBank genome assembly
AUGCUUGAGCAUGAUAUUGAAAGUGAAGUUGGGAAUGCAAGUGCUGAUGAAGAUGGCGUUAAUAAAGAAGGGAUAGAUGAGAAAAAAGAGAACACACGAAGAACUUAUGAUAUCGGACGUGACGAUUGUGAAGAAGAGGAAGUCAGUGAAGAUCAAAAUACUGAAGCUGGCGAAGAUGUGGCAGAAGAAGAUGAUGAAGAAGGGGAGAUUAAAACUCAGAAACGUGUUCAGCCUAAUAGGACUACUGGACGUAAAUUGUAUGAGUCCGAUGAUGAUAGUGAAAUGAGCGGUUUGGGUGACUAGCCAGCAUGAUUUACGAUUGUGUCCGUUUCUUCUAUACUUCAUGUGAUUGCUUAUUGUACUAUUUUAUUCAUUAUUAAUUGUUUCUAAUAUCAAUUUGUAAGUAGUCCGAAAGAUUUUGCUAAUGUUUUGCUCACAAAACUCCCAAAAGAAACUGUACAUUUUCGUAAAUUUUUCUAAUGAAGGGUUGGUAGUCUUACACAAUGCAAAUAUGUUAAUAACUCUAACCCAAUAGGAAUUUAUAAAAAGUUUAAAUUGCUUCCUCUGUGACUGGCUCACUUCCUAGGGCCCGUUCAGUUCAUUCGCAAUAAAAAAGAUGGAUUCCGCAAUAUUAACGAAGAUUUAUAGCUCAGCACUGAAAUAAAGACGAUACUAUAGUAUUAUCCAUAAAGCGACUAUAUGAAGUAAACGCUGAUGAAUUCACUUAGCCUAUUGGCUGGAUUUUCACAAUGAAGUUUGAUACUAAAUAAAAGAAACUAACUGUUUUUUAAAAUGGUGGGUUGACUACCACUUACUGACUUUUCGACGUAAACUUUGGACAGAAGUGCAACAAUUAAAGUUGCCACACACUAUUUAGCAAACAAAAAGAAAGAAAAACCAAAGGAAUUACAAUGAACGGGAAUGUAGAACUGAAGGAAUAAUCAAAUGAAUAUUUGAUGGAUCUAGAAAAUUAAAAAUAGUGAGUGCAUUUGUACUACUGAGAACAGUUCUGAGUUAUGUCACCAACAGUUUCAAGUUAUUGGUUCUUAGAGUCUUCACGAACCCAGGUAGGUAGUCUAAACCUCCCUAAAGGUUUCAAAGCAACAGCUAAGGGCUUAGUACAUUGAUGU